Molecule: messenger RNA, 2690 nt
Organism: Acanthopagrus latus (yellowfin seabream)
Lineage: Eukaryota; Metazoa; Chordata; Actinopteri; Spariformes; Sparidae
Gene: rab5b
Product: RAB5B, member RAS oncogene family
Exons: 6
Coding region: 289-939 (216 amino acids)
Molecular function (GO): GTP binding; GTPase activity
Source: RefSeq, a predicted model, not a curated record
CUGAAUGGACCGUUGGGGAAUGCGGUUUGACAAUGCGGCACUUACUGCGCCUGCGCCAAUUUACAGGAAGUGUUAACAUUUUCUUUAACCAGCUGAUAGCCAAAUUGUCAACAGUUAAGCCUGCGAUACCUGCGCUGCUGAAACGACAGAUAUACGACAAAACAAGGAGCGAAGAUAGGUGAAGACACCAACAGCGAGACUUGACUACAUUCUAUUUGGAAGGCAGUGCAAGUUGCUCCGCUCCAGGGAGGACGCCCAGCCCCUCUGCCGUCUCCUACACGGGCCGGUAUGAGCUCCAGAGGGAGUGGAGGCCGCUCCAACGGCACACUACCACAGACCAAGAUCUGCCAGUUCAAGUUGGUGCUGCUGGGUGACAUGGCUGUGGGCAAGUCCAGCCUGGUGCUGCGCUUCGUCAAGGGACAGUUCGAUGAGUUCCAGGAGACAACCAUAGGAGCUGCAUUCCUGGCUCAGUCGGUGUGUCUAGAUGAUACCACAGUGAAGUUUGAGAUCUGGGACACUGCAGGGCAAGAGCGAUACCAUAGCCUGGCUCCCAUGUACUACCGUGGUGCUCAGGCUGCCAUCGUUGUUUUUGACAUCACCAAGCCGGAAACCUUUGAGCGAGCCAAAGCCUGGGUGAAGGAGCUACAGAGGCAGGCCAGUCCUAACAUUGUUAUUGCCCUGUCUGGGAACAAGGCUGACCUGGCAGAGAGGAGACUAGUAGAGUAUGAGGAAGCCCAGACAUAUGCUGAAGACACUGGCUUACUCUUUAUGGAGACCUCUGCCAAGACAGCCAUGAAUGUCAAUGAGCUCUUCCUGGCCAUUGCAAAAAAGAUGCCAAAAACAGACACCCAAAACCCAACUCAUGCAGCUCGACAUCGGGGAGUCAACCUUCAGGACCCUGAUGCCCACUCUACCAGAGCCUGCUGUGGUGGAAACUAGACCUCUACAACUCUCACCAGUAUUCCACCAUCCACACCACCACAGCCCUUCAACCAUCCUGUCUCCUUCAACCAACUUACAGGGGUGGGCCUGGUGUGGGGAAACCCAGUAUCCACUCACCCCCUUCCCCUCCAUUCAUCCUCCUGUCCAAGCAGACAAAAAAUCAGAGACAGAAAUUCAAGGGAGAGAAUCAGAGGAAAGGAAUAGCAAAAGGAGAUGGAAGAGAAAGACACAAUAUUCCACAUCUGUGUCUCUUGAGUCACUGAGUUCCUGCAUUUGGAAACUAUGAGGGGAGAUACAGAGGAGUGAGAUUGAGUGGAGGAAAAUAAAGGAUGUGGAAGACAGUGGCAAGCCUGUUGUAGUAUUUAGCACUAAUUGUGAUUUUUAUUUCAUUUUCAUUCUACCUUGCAUCGUUUCAGUCACAAUCCUGAUCAUGUAAAAAUGCACAAAAUGAGCAGUACACGCUGGCAAGCAGCAAGAUAGGAAAGGAGAAAAGGGGGUCAAAACAUUCAAUUACAAAAACCAAAUGGGUAGGUUGGUGCUGCUUUCUUUUUCUCCUUUAUCAGAGCCUGCACCUGCUUGCCUUGCUUCCUCCUGUUCCUGAUUCAAUCAAAUCCUGCUGUGAAUACUUCCACGUAUAUGUACUAAUGGAUUGAUCCCAUAAUUUAAAAUCCUCCUCUGUCCUGCCUGGCCUUCCCUGGUGUCAGUGGCACGGUCCGGUCACAUCCAAAACACAAGUCAAUCUGUACGUAUUUAUUGUCUGCUGUUUCCUUCUGUUGUCUGUUGGUAGUGAUGCUUUCAUUCACAUUACUGCUCUCGUGUGACCGAAUAGAAACUUCACCAGUUAUGUGCGGGAAGCAUUCUUCUACAGAGUUCUGAUGUAAGAGUUGAAAGAUUGAUUGUAUUCACAAAGAUGAUUUUGCAUUGUUUUUCAGAUACAGACUUGCUUGUUUGAUGAGAAGUUGAAUUGCAGUGUUCCUCAAGUGUUUUUGGUUUCAGUGCUUGAGUGCUUACAAGGGAAGCCUCACAGGCUGUAGCUCCUUACAACAACAAUACAGACCUGAUAUGGAGUGUACUUAGAACAAUGUAUAAGCAGGGAACUGUUAGCUCUAACUGAUGACAUACCUGUAGCAGAGAACCCAUCCCUCUAACCCAAAGACUAGUAUUACAUCAAAUACAAGACUUACUAAGUCCCUGUUUUUAAUAAGUAGCUGAAUCUCCCCUUGGAAUUAUCAGAGUGAGUGAUGGGUCUAAUUGGAAUAGCAGGAAAUGUGGUAGUUCAUUGAUAUCUCUGCUCAGAUGAAAAAGAUUGGCAUCCGAUAAAUGAUUGAGAUGAUUAUGGUAUAUGAUAUAUCAGGUCAGGGGCUGACAUGUAAUAAACCUAUGCCAUGCCCUGUAAGAGAAAAUCUACCAUCUCGUGUUUAAUGUAUCCCAACUGUCCCUUGUCCUUAGGCUAAGUUGUUGGUGGACAUGAAAUCAUUGUGAUCUUAAAUGGUUUUACUGAUUCAUUUACUCAAUAUGAUGCUCGAAACGGAGUUGUGUGCUUGGUGGCUGUCCAAGGCUUGGCUGAAGAAAAUGAGCAAGGAAUUAAUGAAAACACACACAAAAAAAAAACAGAAGUGCCUAAUCCCAGUUUUCUUUUUUUUCUGUGAAUCAUGUUUGGAGCUUUCUUUAACUGUCUGCUUCUUAGGUAAAGUGCAGGAGAACCAUUUCCCUGACAUCCGCUUGUACAAUAAACCAAUAACAUGGCA